AGGCUAGUGGCGGUAAUCUCUAAUAAAAAGCAACAUACAGCUGUGUUCGAGUUAGUCGAAUCGCGGUUCCGAUAUCGGUAGGGAGGGUUCUUCAACUCUACUAGUUUAUACUCGUACCGGUGCAUUUCUAUAAUAUAAAAUGCCACCCGUUUCUUUAACAGAGACUCCAAGGAAGUCUUUGCGAGUGGCCAUCAUAGGUCAAAGUACAUUUGCAGCUGAAGUUUUCAAACUACUCGAACGAGAUGGUCACGAGGUGGUUGGUGUGUUCACAGUUCAGGACAAGGGAAACAGGGAGGACCCACUUGCCACAAUUGCCGCUCAAAACGGAAAGCCAGUAUUUAAGUACAAGACAUGGAGAGUCAAAGGAAAAGUUAUACCCGAAGUUUUUGAUGAGUACAAAUCUGUCAAUGCUGACAUCAACAUCCUGCCAUUCUGCACACAGUUCAUCCCCAUGGAAGUAAUCACACACCCCAAAUACGAAAGCAUCUGCUACCACCCCAGUAUACUGCCCAGGCACAGAGGAGCGUCGUCUAUUAACUGGACUUUAAUAGAGGGAGACACAACAUGCGGUCUAACAAUCUUCUGGGCGGACGACGGGCUGGACACGGGGCCCAUACUGCUCCAAAUGAGCUUCCCUGUCACCAUGGACGAUACUGUCGAUACCCUAUACAACAAGUACUUGUAUCCCGAGGGCAUCAAAGCGCUGGCUAAAUCCGUGAAUAUGGUUGCCAACGGCACCGCGCCCAAAAUCGUGCAAACUGAAGAUGGAGCCACUUACGACGCCGCUCUGUUCAAGCCUGAAACACACCAGAUCGACUGGUCCAAAGGCGGUGUAGCACUCCACAACUUCAUCCGAGGCCUGGACUCCUCUCCCGGGGCCACCACGACCAUCAAACCACAAACUAAGGAUGGCUUCGUAGAGGGCAGUGACGAGACCAUAGAGCUAAAGCUGUUCGGCUCUGGUCUAUGGGAGGGAGAGUAUGAGGCGCAGGGAGAGAAGUUGGUGAUACCUGGGCUGAAUGCGCCCGCGGUUAUACAUGAGGCGGGGCUGUUGAUCACGGCUAAUGAUGGGGUCAAGCUGAACAUCCAAAGGCUAAAAGUGAACGGCAAAAUGAUAAACGCACAAAACUUCUUCAAAGCUGGCGAGAGCAAAGUCACCCUCGAACUCACCGCUGAAGAGAAAGUGUUCGUUGAGAACGUCAGAGAAAUCUGGAAGGCCAUACUGCGAAUCGAUAUUGAAGAUGACACAGAUUUCUUCAACUCCGGCGCUGGAAGCAUGGACGUAGUAAGAUUAGUCGAAGAAGUGAAAGAUAUAUCCAAAUUAGAACUACAAAAUGAGGAUAUUUAUAUGAACACAACAUUCGAAGAGUUUUAUACAAUGGCUGUGGCAAAAUCCAGAGGUGGAUCCAGUAAAAAAGAAAUAACAUAUGAAGGUGUCGAAAUGGAAGUGAAUAAAAUGAAAGUGAAAUUCCCAACGCAGUUGUUUAUUAAUGGGGAGUUUGUGAAUUCCGAUGGGGGGAAAACGUUGACUCUGAUUAACCCAAGUGAUGAGAGUGAGAUAUGUAAAGUGCAGAGUGCGUCGGUCAGUGACGUGGACAGGGCCGUGAUGGCGGCCAAGAAGGCGUUCGAGGAGGGCGAGUGGGCCAAGAUCAGCGCGAGGGAGCGGGGGACGCUGUUGUUCAAACUAGCAGACCUAAUGGAGCAGCACAAGGAGGAGCUAGCGACCAUAGAGUCGAUAGACUCCGGCGCGGUGUACACUCUGGCCCUGAAAACCCACGUGGGCAUGUCCAUAGAGACGUGGCGCUACUUCGCCGGCUGGUGCGACAAGAUACAGGGCACCACCAUACCCAUCAACCACGCUAGGCCUAACAGAAACCUGUCAAUAACGAAGAAGGAGCCAAUCGGCGUGUGCGCGCUGGUGACGCCGUGGAACUACCCGCUCAUGAUGCUGUCCUGGAAGAUGGCCGCGUGCCUCGCCGCCGGCAACACCGUCGUUAUGAAGCCAGCUGCUGUGUGUCCCCUGACGGCACUGAAGUUCGCGGAGCUGUCAGCCCUGGCGGGGAUUCCCCCCGGCGUGAUCAACAUCGUGCCGGGCAGCGGCGCUGUGGCCGGACAGGCGCUGGCCGACCAUCCCGCCGUCAGGAAACUGGGCUUCACAGGCAGCACUCCUAUUGGUCAAACUAUAAUGAAGUCAUGCGCGGAAUCCAAUAUGAAGAAGGUGUCAUUAGAAUUAGGAGGGAAAUCGCCGCUAGUCAUAUUCGAGGAUUGCGACCUUGACAAGGCGGUCAGGAAUGGCAUGGCAUCAGUAUUCUUCAACAAAGGCGAGAACUGCAUCGCCGCCGGCCGCCUCUUCGUGGAGGAGAGAAUUCAUGACGAGUUCGUUAGAAGAGUCGUUGAGGAAACCAAGAAGAUAGUCAUCGGAGACCCUUUGAAUAGGGGCACGGCGCACGGACCUCAGAACCACAAGGCGCAUUUGGACAAACUUAUUGAGUAUUGCGAACGGGGAGUAGCGGAAGGCGCUAAGUUGGUGUACGGCGGGGGCAGAGUCCCGCGGCCGGGGUACUUCUUCUCGCCGACGAUUUUCACCGACGUCGCCGACCACAUGUACAUCGCCAGCGAGGAGUCCUUCGGGCCGGUCAUGAUCAUCAGCAAGUUCUCCAGCAAUUCCAUAGACGAUGUGAUCCGCCGCGCCAACAACACGGAGUACGGGCUGGCCAGCGGUGUGUUCACUAAAGAUGUCUCCAGAGCGCUGACCUUCGCUGAGAAAAUUGAUGCUGGAACUGUCUUCGUUAACACCUACAACAAAACUGACGUGGCCGCGCCUUUUGGAGGGUUCAAGCAGUCUGGAUUUGGGAAGGAUCUAGGUCAAGAUGCACUGAACGAAUACCUCAAGACAAAAUGCAUAACGAUAGAAUACUGAAUCGAACUUAAGCGAUGAAUAAAAGUGCCUUAGUUAUAAUGUUGACUCGAAAAUCAUGAAUCUAUAGAAGGAAACUAAUGUUACCACAAGUACAACUCUAUUUCACUAAGUUAUUAAAGAUUCUCUAUGUAACUAUUGUUCUAUUAUCUCUAUGUAAUUAUUGUUGUUAUGUACUAAAAUGUUAUUUUAAUAAGACAAGCUAGACCUAAGAUGAUGCCAAAUGAAAUGAUCUAAUUUUGUAAAUAAUAAUGAUCGUGUGAUAAAUACGUAUUUUGGAAUACAAUUAUAAGUACAAUGUUAUGUUGUAA
Plodia interpunctella (Indianmeal moth) is the source of this 3228-nucleotide messenger RNA. RefSeq lists its product as uncharacterized. Gene Ontology annotation, biological process: biosynthetic process; 10-formyltetrahydrofolate catabolic process; one-carbon metabolic process. The transcript is spliced from 16 exons. The record is from RefSeq and is a predicted model, not a curated record. Gene Ontology annotation, molecular function: aldehyde dehydrogenase (NAD+) activity; formyltetrahydrofolate dehydrogenase activity. Gene Ontology annotation, cellular component: cytoplasm. NCBI's taxonomy places the organism in Eukaryota, Metazoa, Arthropoda, Insecta, Lepidoptera, Pyralidae. Bases 140 to 2920 code for a protein of 926 amino acids.